Messenger RNA from Tripterygium wilfordii, 979 nucleotides. Its product is annotated as LOB domain-containing protein 19-like. NCBI's taxonomy places the organism in Eukaryota, Viridiplantae, Streptophyta, Magnoliopsida, Celastrales, Celastraceae. Bases 86 to 820 code for a protein of 244 amino acids. The transcript is spliced from 2 exons. Gene Ontology annotation, biological process: positive regulation of DNA-templated transcription; hormone-mediated signaling pathway. The record is from RefSeq and is a predicted model, not a curated record. Gene Ontology annotation, cellular component: nucleus.
CUCUCUGACUCUUCCCUCCAAUCUAUCCUCUUUUUUUUCUUUAAAAAAAAUAAAAAUUAAUUAAUUAGUCUGUAAAUAAAUAGGCAUGCGUGUGUCAUUGCUUAUCCUUCUCUCUUUCUCUAAGAGACCCCACUGCAGUGCAGCAGAGAGAGAAGUGGAUAUAGAGAUGAUGAGUAGCAAUAGCAAUAAUGGAGGUGGGCCUUGUGGAGCGUGCAAGUUUUUGAGGAGGAAGUGUGUGAAGGGGUGCAUAUUUGCACCUUAUUUUGACGCGGAGCAAGGCACGGCACACUUCGCUGCGGUCCACAAAGUGUUCGGUGCAAGCAAUGCUUCUAAGCUUCUGAUGCGCAUACCGGCUCACAAGAGGCUCGAUGCGGUUGUCACGCUUUGUUAUGAGGCUUUGGCUAGGGUUCGCGAGCCUGUUUAUGGUUGUGUCGGUCACAUCUUCACCCUCCAACAACAGUUGGUGAGUUUGCAGGCAGAGUUAGCCUACAUUCAGGCACGGCUCUCAACAUUCCAACGCCUCCCUCCGCCACCACCACCACCACAACCUCAUCCAAGUUCAUCACAUACAAGUCUGUCUUCAGAGAUAGCAGCAGCUUCUUCAUCAGACUUGACUUCAAACAUAGCUAUUAUGCAUUUUGAUCCUUCACUAUUACUACACCACCAACUGCCAUCCACAGAACUGACUGCACCCGGCGUUUGUAGUACACCAUUAACGGAUCAUCAAGACCUGGAGGAUGGAGAUCUCCAAGCAUUGGCUCAUCAAUUCGUCUCUAGGUACUUGCCAGGAGUAAGGUUCAAGCCUUCCACUUCAGAUUAAUUAGUUAGUUAGAUUGACGUCUAACUCAACUGUUAAUUGUUGAUUUCCAUGCUCCCUUAAGAGUUAGUUAAUUUUGUACUGCUCCUCUCAAGUCUAAUGGAACUCCUUUUUUCCACAUUUUAGUUCUAACCCAAACCACUAUCAAUGGCAAGGCAUUUG